Striga asiatica is the source of this 2586-nucleotide messenger RNA. The record is from the annotation of a GenBank genome assembly. NCBI's taxonomy places the organism in Eukaryota, Viridiplantae, Streptophyta, Magnoliopsida, Lamiales, Orobanchaceae.
GAAAAGCUUCUCAAACCAGAAAGACACCUCAGUCCCUUCAAUGGAGAUGAGACUCAUUCUCCCACAAGCUGCUGCGAAAUAUGCUCCUCACACACUACCGAUUCCCACUCUCUCUCCACCACCACCUCUCUCAACCGCUACCUCCCACCGCCUCCGCCAGAAAGCUGGUCCCAUUCAUCAGCAUGUCCACGUCAUCGCGGCCGGCGGCCACCGACGACCAACAGGAGCUCCUAACCCAGGUGCUGAGGUACCACGACCAGACCAAGCACGGGUUCGCCAGCUACGCGCGUGGCCCCCACGGCCUCGAUUGGGCCAACCAGCCCAACCCCUUCCGCCGCUACCUCGCCGCCCCACUCAUCCCCCUCCUCCACACCUCCUCCGGCGAAGGAUUGAAUAAUCCGCCGCCUCUCUACACCUCCCUGUACACUGCCCUCCCUCCGCCUGAGCCGAUCUCGAGAACCACAAUCUCCCAGCUCUUCUACAACUCCCUCGCCCUGUCCGCGUGGAAGACCACCGGAUUCUCGACGUGGUCGCUGCGCGUGAAUCCCAGCAGCGGCAACCUGCACCCGACAGAGGUUUACAUCAUCUCGCCGGCCGUUGAUUCACUCUCCGACCACGCAUUCGUUGCCCACUACGCCCCAAAGGAGCACGCGCUCGAGCUCAGGGCUCGGAUCCCAUAUGGGUUCUUCCAUGGCUGCUUCCCGGAGAACUCCUUCUUGAUCGGACUCUCGUCUAUUUUCUGGCGGGAAGCGUGGAAGUACGGCGAGAGGGCGUUUAGGUACUGUAAUCACGACGUGGGGCACGCUAUAGCGGCAGUCACCUUGGCUGCUGCUGGGCUUGGAUGGGAUGUUAGGGUUUUAGACGGGUUUGGGUAUAAAGAGCUGGAAAAAUUAAUGGGUUUGGAAAAAUCUCCAGAAUUUACUAUUCCAAGCAGGCCUGUGAGAGGUAAAAUGCCCGAGAUUGAAUUCGAGCAUCCCGAUUGCGUGCUGUUGGUUUUUCCGAAAGGUUCAAAUGAAUUCGAGGUGGAUUAUGAGAAAGUGAAGGUGGCUAUGUUUGAAUUUUUGAAUCUUGAUUGGGAAGGAAAACCAAAUAUGCUUAGCAAAGAGCACGUGUGUUGGGAUAUUAUCUAUAGAACAGCUGAGGCUGUAAAGAAGCCACUAAAUGCAACUAAAGGAGUGAUUUCAAAGCCUUUUAAAAGUAGCCGGAUGAUUAGCGAGAGUUCUUACAAAGGUUUGAAUCUGAACGAAUUGGUGAGAAAACGAAGGAGUGCAGUAGCUAUGGAUGGUGUUACAAAAAUGCGAAAAGAAACGUUCUUUCAGAUUAUGUUACAUUGUAUGCCUACGGGUUAUGAAGAAAGUGGAGAGAAGCAGGGGAAGCAAUUGGCUUUACCUUUUCGAGCUUUGCCUUGGGAUUCUGAAGUGCAUUGUGCUAUCUUUGUACAUAGGAUUAUUGGUUUGCCUAGUGGAUUGUACUUUCUGGUAAGGAACGAGAACCAAUUUAAUGAGCUUAAGACAGCUACUAGACAAGAAUUUGAGUGGGUGAAGCCUGAAGGCUGCCUGGAGGAUCUUCCUCUGUACGAACUCGCACGAGGUGCUUUUGGCGAGCUUUCAGAACGGCUUUCGUGCCACCAGGACAUUGCUUCUGAUGGGUGUUUCAGCCUUGGUAUGGUGGCACGUCUCGAGCUCCCUCUACGUGAAAAGGGAGCUUGGAUGUACCCAAGGCUAUUUUGGGAAACUGGGGUGCUCGGGCAAGUUCUGUAUCUCGAAGCACAUGCUGUUGGAAUUUCUGCUACUGGAAUCGGGUGCUUUUUUGAUGAUCCAGUGCACGAGGUUCUUGGGUUUAAAGGGUCGAAAUUUCAGAGCCUUUAUCAUUUUACGGUUGGUGGCCCGGUGGUUGAUAAACGGAUCAUGAGCUUGCCAGCUUAUCCGGGUCCGGAAGAAAAUGCUUGAUCCGAAUACCAAAUGUGAUUUUAAAGUGAGAAAUUCUUUUUCUUGGAUCACAAGGCAUCACACAGAUCAAAAUCGAGCCGUUUACUCUGAUUAUACCGAGUUAAGUUCAGACCACAUAAUUUUUUGGUUGAUCUCUUUAUUAUCGGUCAGUUUUAACUAUAAGUGAACCUACCUGGAGAUAAUUGUCAUUACAAACUUGUCACUAUUAUUAUUAUUAGAUAUUAGAUGCAAAAUCUGUAACUAUGGAUUAUUGUGCUUUGGAUUUUAGCUGGAGGUGAUCGUAGUAAAUGGUUUAUAUGAGAGUUUUGCCAUCUAAUUGUUUAUAUGGGUUGUAUAGCUGUUAAACGAUACGAGUUGCUCGUGAGCUCAGUUCGGCUUGCUUGAUAAACGAGUUGGGCAAAAAGUUUGUUUAAAACUUGUUUAGUUAAGGGAACCCUAGCCCAAGCCGAGUCAACACGGCUUAUGUGACUCGGGCAGCCCAAUGGCUAAACCGCGGCAAGGCCCAAUAAGGGUUAAUUUGGCUAAUGUUAAGGAGGUUCACUGAAUUGGUUGGUUUGAUUUAUUUUUGUUGGCUUGUGGAGAAAAUGUUUGAGAUGAAGAAAACUUGUUUUGCAUUUCUUAUCGGGCUUGCUUGUUU